AUGGUUGAUUUUCAUACCUAUAUAAAAGUAUCCAAACUUGUAUUUAUGAAAGAAAGCAAGAAAGCAAGAAAGAAAGAACCUUUAUUCUUCUUCUUCUAUGUUGCACGAGAUUUUCAUUUCUUUCGUUUUUUUUUUUUCGUUUUUUUUUUUUCGAUUUUUCAAGACACGCAUGAAUUCUUCAUCAUCGUCAUCACUUUAGUACCAAUGAUCAUGAUGAUGAUAUUGUGGAAACUACUACGUUUAUUCAUUAUUAUAAAAUCCAUUCAACUAAUUAUAAUUUAUUUUUCUCCAUGUCAAUUUGAUACUUCAUCUGAAUUAAUCAUUGAAAAUUUACCCAUAACAACAACAACAACAACAACAACAAAUUUUCCCAUCAUCAUCACUACCAUAUUAAAUAAAUUGAUAGUUUGGGAUUCAGUUUAUUUCAAUGAUUUAUUUAUUAAUCCUAUUCAAUUUGAACAUCAAUUUGUAUUUUGUCCUGGUUGGAUCCAAUUGAUCAAAUUCUUUAGUAGUAUUAGUAGUAGUAACAACAACAACAACAACAGUUAUUACACGGCUCAAUUAAUAAGUAUAAUUAUAUCCAAUUUAUGUCAUUUUGCCUCAGUGGUGGUAUUAUAUUAUUUAACUAAAGAAAUGGAUAUGAAAUUUGGAUUAAUGAGUAGUUUAUUAAUGAUUAUAUCACCAGCAGGAAUAUUUUUAACUACUAAUUAUAGUGAGAAUUUAAGUAAUUUAUUAACAUUAUUGAUGUUUUAUACAUAUUAUAAAUCAAUGAAUUUUAAUGAUAUUAAACAACCAAGUAAUAAAUCCAUAAUUAAUAUUUUUAUUUAUAUUCUUAGUGGUAUAAUUUGUGCCAUAAAUUUCACUAUUAGAGCCAAUGGAUUAUUUUUAGGAAUGAUUUAUCUUUUCGAUUUAUAUCAUUUCAUACAAAAUAAAUCUCCAUUACAAAUUAUUUUAUCUAUUAUUACCGGAUCAUUCUUAUUUUUAACAUUUUUAAUGACAAAUAUUUAUCAUUAUAUAAAAUUUUGUCCUGGUCGAAAUGAAUGGUGUAAUAAUAUUUUCCCAAGUUUAUUUCAAUUUGCUCAAUAUCAUUAUUGGAAUGUAGGAUUUUUAAAAUAUUGGACUAUUAAUAAUAUCCCAAAUUUUUUAUUAGUAUUACCAAUAUUAUUAUUUAAUAUUUAUUCAUUAAAUUAUAUGUAUCAAGAAUUACCUAAAAAUAGAAAAUUAUUACCAUUAAUUGUUAUAAAUGGAUUAAUAAUUAUUGGUGGUACAUUUUUUUGGAAUAUUCAAAUAUUAAAUCGAAUAACUAGUUUUUCUCCAUUGAUUUAUUGGACAUUAGCUUAUAAUUUGAAUAUGAAUAUGAAUAUGAAUAAAUUUUGGAGUAAAUAUGUUAUUGGUUAUUGUAUAUUAUGGAAUUUUAUUCAAACAGGAUUAUUUGCAGCAUUUUUACCUCCAGCAUAA
This is a messenger RNA of Candida dubliniensis CD36, 1458 nucleotides long. RefSeq names its product GPI-anchor transamidase. The transcript has a single exon. Gene Ontology annotation, cellular component: endoplasmic reticulum membrane; mannosyltransferase complex. Gene Ontology annotation, biological process: GPI anchor biosynthetic process. Gene Ontology annotation, molecular function: GPI mannosyltransferase activity; alpha-1,6-mannosyltransferase activity. The coding region runs from base 1 to 1458 and encodes 485 amino acids. NCBI's taxonomy places the organism in Eukaryota, Fungi, Ascomycota, Pichiomycetes, Serinales, Debaryomycetaceae. The record is from RefSeq and is a predicted model, not a curated record.